AUGACGAGCAGCAGGCGAGUGGUGGUGGAAAUGCCCACCGGUACCAGCUCCAGCUUGCCCCUCCAGAGGCACAGGGCGUCCUUUGGGGGAACAUGGUCAUCAUCCUCCCUGGAUAGCCCUCCAGCCUCCAGGACCAAUGCCAUGGGUGGUCUCGUCCGAGGACCCAGAGUCUAUGUAGGGAUGGUGCCCAGUGGGUACACAGGUGGCCUGGGCACCCGCGUGACACGCCGGGCCCUGGGCAUCAGCAGUGUUUUCCUGCAGGGCCUGCGGAGCUCAGGUCUGGCCACAGCACCAGCUCCAGGCCUGGAGAGGAACCUCGGUGCCGUUGAGGACCUGGGGGGUUGCCUGGUGGAAUACAUGGCCAAGGUUCAUGCCCUCGAGAACGUCAGCCAGGAGCUGGAGGCACAACUGCGCAUGCACCUGGAGAGCAAGGCCACACGCUCUGAAAGUUGGGGUGCCCUCAGGGCUUCCUGGGCCAGCAGCUGCCAACAGGUGGGCGAGGCGGUCUUGGAAAAUGCCCGGCUCAUGCUUCAGACAGAGAAUAUCCAGGCGGGUGCAGACGACUUUAAAGAGAGAUAUGAAAAUGAGCAGCCAUUUCGAAAGGCAGCAGAAGAGGAAAUUAACUCUCUGUAUAAAGUCAUCGAUGAGGCUAAUUUGACAAAAAUGGAUCUGGAGAGUCAAAUAGAAAGCCUGAAAGAAGAACUUGGCUUUCUGUCAAGGGGCUAUGAGGAGGAUGUGAAAGUGCUGUACAAACAGCUGGCAGGGUCUGAGCUGGAACAAAUGGGUGUUCCCAUUGGCACUGGUCUGGACGACAUCCUCGAGACCAUCAGAAUCCACUGGGAGAGAGAUGUGGAAAAGAACCGGGCGGAGGCAGGAGCCUUGCUCCAAGCCAAGCAACAGGCAGAAAUGGCCCGCAUGGCGCAGACCCAGGAAGAGAAGCUGGCCGCUGCCCUCAGGCUGGAGCUGCACAACACUUCAUGCCAGGUCCAGAGCCUCCAGGCUGAAACGGAAUCCUUGCGGGCCCUGAAACGAGGCCUGGAGAACACCCUGCACGACGCCAAGCACUGGCACGACAUCGAGCUGCAGAACCUGGGCGCCGUGGUGAGCAGGCUGGAGGCGGAGCUCAGGGAGACGCGCUCAGAGGCGGAGCAGCAGCAGCAGGCUCGAGAGCAUCUGCUGGCGCACAAAGCCCAGCUGCAGAGGGACGUGGCGUCCUACCACGCCCUGCUGGACAGGGAGGAGAGCUGUCUGCCCACCUUGCUCGGCCCACUGUCAGGUGGAAUGGAUAUCACAUUACCUGGCCAGCUUUUGCUCAUGGAGCCAUUCUUAAAGGCUUCUGCAAGAGUCCUUGAGCUUGACGCCAUCUGCCUCGUCAUCCAAGGGCCAGGCGCUCUUGGGUUUAUGGACAUAAACGCGCCGCUUAGACCCAAGAACAAACUCACCUUCGUUGUCAUCUACGACACUUCCGAGCACCUACUCAUCUUGUUGGACUUCAAGGAUACCAGGAAACAGAAGCCGCUUUCUGCUCCGUGGCUGUACCAGUGUGCAUCCCCAUGA
Puma concolor (puma) is the source of this 1557-nucleotide messenger RNA. Lineage: Eukaryota; Metazoa; Chordata; Mammalia; Carnivora; Felidae. The record is from RefSeq and is a predicted model, not a curated record.